AUCUGUGAGAUUUUUGUAAAAUGAUUCCCAAAGUUUACCUUUCAGUUAUGAAAGGCAAUAAACAUAAUAAGAAAUACCCACGGCAGCUGAUAUGAUUGUAAGUUAAAAAAAAUUAAACAUUGCGUUUGUUGGUUGUAGGAUUUUCUUUAGUAUUACCUUUAACUUUAAAUUUUUAGCGUUAGUGGUGAAAGCAACAGUGAUGAGUGAUUUUCACUAAAUUCGGAGAAACGUCAGAUAAAACUUUAGUAAAGCAGGAAGUAACAAUUGAGGACAUCCAAGAAACAGCUUGCAUCUGCCGCUAUGUAUAAAUGCUCAACAACAAGCUUUCUGCGAAGGGAUGGGAAUACAGAGACAACGUACGCCUUCGCGGAAAGAGUUUGCAGACAGCCAAUGAGAUUGAGGCGUUCAACCACGUGACUCUGCCUUCCCGCCACACUGUGGUCUCUGUGCAGUCUCAUCAGUCAGAGACGCGAUCGUCCCACGUCUUCACCAAUUCACCUGACAAACACCAGCAACAUGAAGCUGCAGAGUGUCGUCAGCACUUAUCUGAUAUCACUUAUCCUCCUUACAUGUCUAGCCGAACCCAUGAAAGCUCGUGUGGUUAACGGGACGUUGGAGGCAGGACGUCUAGAGAUAUAUUUCAAUGUAGAAGGGGGAACAGCGUGCAACUUCAUGUUUGAAAUUGAAGAGGCUACAGUGGCCUGCGGGAUGUUAGGCUUUAACAGCACUGAAGCAGCUAUUGACAAAUUAGUCGAAUACAAACAAAGUUCAAGUCACAUUGUAAUGUACGAUGUAAGGUGCAGUGGGGCGGAAACCAUUCUGGUACAGUGCUCUCACAAAUAUUUUCUCUUCCAUGACUGCAAUGAUGUCGAAGAUGUCGUUGUCAUCUGUAAAAAAACCGAACCAAUGAAAGCUCGUGUGGUCAACGGGACGUUGGAGGCAGGACGUCUAGAGAUAUACUUCAAUGGAGAAUGGAGAACAGUGUGUGACAAAGGAUUUGGAAAAGAAGAGGUUACAGUGGCCUGCAGGAUGUUAGGCUUUAACAGCAAUGAAGCUGCAGCUGUCAGCUCAGUCAGAUACGGACAAGGUUCGGGCCCCAUUCUAAAAGACAACUUGCAGUGCAGUGGUUCGGAAACUAGUCUUGCACAGUGCCUUAGUUUCUAUACAGCUUCCUGCGAGCAUUCACAAGAUAUCGGUGUCAUUUGCAACAUUACUGAGCUGAUGAAAGUUCGCUUGGUUAACGGAAAUUCAGUCGCAGGACGUCUAGAGAUACAUUUCAGUGGAACAUGGGAAACAGUGUGUGACUACGGGUUUGAAAAAGAAGAUGCUUUGGUGGCAUGUAGGAUGUUAGGCUUUAACAGCACUGAAGCAGCAGCUGUCAGCUCAGUCAGAUACGGACAAGGUUCAGGUCACAUUCUCCUCAAAGAUGUGCGGUGUCGUGGGACGGAAACCAGUCUGGCGAAGUGCUCUCACGGAGAAUUCUAUCCUCAGAAGUGCAAUCACUCACAGGAUGUCGGUGUCAUCUGUAACAUCACUGAACAGAUGAAGGCGCGUCUGGUUAACGGAAGGUCUAAGGCGGGUCGUCUAGAAGUGUUUUUCAAUGGAGAAUGGAGCACAGUAUGUAACAAGGGUUUUGGCAAUAAAGAAGCGCGUGUGGCCUGCAGGAUGUUACAAGUCAAUAGCUCUGAAGUGGCAGUUGUCCCCACAGUAAGGUAUGGAAGAGGUUCAGGACAUAUUCUCCUUAGCAACAUCUGGUGCAGCGGGGAGGAAGCUAGUCUGGCACAGUGCUAUCACGGACUUCUGUAUCCGCAGGAUUGCGAUCAUUCCAAUGAUGUCGGUGUCGUCUGUAACAUCAAGAACCAUGUCCACGUGUAAGUCCUGCUGUCGGAUGGACUGACUUUCAAGAAGAACUGGGCGCAGGAAGAGUUUAAACAGCGGCAUGACGGUGACGAUGAAGCAGAGACAUUGCAGUGAGGGUGGAAAAACACAUUACACAAGUCUCUAACUAAAUUGUUCUCGCCAUGAGAAACUUUAACCUGAAAACUGUUUAUGGUGGGCUGGCAGCCAUUCGUCUUGAAGUGAAAUGUCAGGUUGACGAAACUGUUCUCCUUGACAUUG
Messenger RNA from Pomacea canaliculata, 2118 nucleotides. RefSeq names its product deleted in malignant brain tumors 1 protein-like. The coding region runs from base 517 to 1875 and encodes 452 amino acids. The transcript has 10 exons. NCBI's taxonomy places the organism in Eukaryota, Metazoa, Mollusca, Gastropoda, Architaenioglossa, Ampullariidae. Gene Ontology annotation, cellular component: membrane. The record is from RefSeq and is a predicted model, not a curated record.